GCUUGUGGAAAUUUGGAACUUGGACACUUGAAAAAGAAAAUUAGGAUCAUCAAGUCAACUCAACACCUACAGAAUUCGUCUACGCAUCACCAAAUGGGUCCCAACGAGGAGAUUCUGGUGGUCGUGGAUGAUAACGCCACCGACACCGACACCAACACCAACACCAACACCAACACCAAUACCCAUAUUCAUAUUCCUAGCUCACCUUCUCCCUCCUCCUGCAACCAACAGGGUAGUAAUCAGUGGGGUACUCUAUCGCUCGCUUACAAGUCAUUAGGAGUUGUCUUUGGAGGGCUUGUGACUUCUCCGCUUUAUGUCUACCCUUCAAUGGCAUUAAAGUCUCCAACUAAAGAUGACUACAUGGGAAUCUACAGUAUCAUGUUCUGGACACUUACUUUAAUUGGAGUUGUCAAGUAUGCUUGUAUAGCUCUGAAAGCAGAUGACCAGGGUGAAGGUGGUACGUUUGCUCUGUAUUCAUUACUUUGCAGGCACAUGAACAUUGGAGCUAUUACUUCAAGAAGUGUCGCUUUACAAUCAAACCUUUCACAUGAUGACUUGCAUCAAGGCUCAAAAAGGAGAAGUAGGCUUGGGAUGUUUAUCGAGAGGAGUUUGAUUGCCAGAAGGGUAUUGUUUUUCAUAGCAAUACUCGGCAUGUGUAUGCUAAUUGGUGAUGGGAUACUCACCCCCGCCAUCUCAGUGUUGUCAGCAAUGGAUGGUAUCAGGGGUCCUUUUCCAGAAUUCAGCAAAUCUCUGAUCGGGGCCCUCUCUGCAUUAGUUCUCAUUGUUCUGUUCAUGCUUCAAAAAUUUGGUACUGCAAGAGUGAGCUUUCUCUUCUCCCCCAUCAUGGGAGUAUGGACAUUGACUACUCCCAUUAUUGGUAUUUACAACGUCAUACGUCAUUACCCUAGUAUUUUCAAGGCAAUAUCACCGCACUACAUCUUCCAGUUCUUCUGGAGGAAUGGUCAUGAGGGUUGGCUGUUGCUUAAUGGCACGAUCCUUUGCAUAACUGGUUCUGAAGCUUUGUUUGCUGAUCUUGGUCAUUUUGACAGGCCAUCCAUUCAGAUCACGUUUUUAUCCCUUAUAUACCCAUCAUUGAUCCUAACUUAUGCGGGACAGACAGCUUACUUGAUUCAGCACCCAAAUGAUCAUGAGGAUGGGUUUUACAAGUUCAUACCCAGAGAGGUAUAUUGGCCAAUGUUUGUUAUAUCCUCUUUGGCUGCUAUUGUUGCCAGUCAAUCUCUGAUAUCGGCCACCUUUUCCGUUAUCAAGCAAUCUGUUGUAUUGGAUUAUUUCCCUCGGAUCAAGAUUGUGCAUACAUCCUCCAGCAAUGAAGGCCAGGUUUACUCCCCAGAAACAAACUAUGCUCUCAUGGUUUUUUGUGUUGCUGUCAUACUUAUUUUUGGGGACGGAAAAGAAAUUGGAAAUGCCUUUGGUGUUGUUAUUAUCCUAGUCAUGCUCAUUACCACUCUAUUACUAACAUUGGUUAUGAUCGUGAUUUGGAGAAUUCCCGCAUUUCUGGUUGCUCUCUUCUCUUUUGUCUUCUUGACAAUUGAAGGUCUCUACGUGAGCUCCGUUUUCACCAAAAUCAAAGACGGUGGAUGGAUUCCUUUUGCCAUUUCAUUGAUCCUUGCUUUCAUCAUGUUUGGAUGGUUUUAUGGCAGACAGAGAAAGAUGGAGUACGAGUUAACCCACAAGAUAAAUACCGAAAGGCUUAAAAGUUUGCUUUCUGAUCCAGGCGUCCAACGGGUUCCUGGACUCUGCUUCUUUUACACCAACAUUCAAGAUGGGUUCACCCCAGUAUUGAGUCAUUAUAUCAAAAACAUGAGAUCCAUUCAUAAGGUAACCGUGUUUACGACACUAAGGUAUUUGUUGGUUCCUAAAGUUGCACCCAACAAGCGGAUUGUCGUAAAAGGAUUGGGACUCAAAGGGGCUUACGGGUGUUUGAUUCAGUACGGAUAUGCAGAUUUGCUUAGUCUUCAAGGAGACUUUGUUUCUCAAGUUAUUGCUAGCUUGCAGGAUCAUAUAAUGCAGCAAUUUACUGAGAACCCACCGCUGGAGGAGCAAGAAAUGACGGAUUUAAAUGAGGCACAACAUGCUGCGGUGGUUCAUGUUCGUGGGAAGACGAGAUUUUAUAUAAGCAAGAAGUGUACGUGGUUUGAUAGAUUCAUGCUUGCAUUUUAUGAAUUUAUGCAUAGUAAUUGUCGGUCUGCGCUUCCGACGUUAGGAGUGCCGCUUCAGCAGCGUAUCGAGGUCGGAAUGUUUUACGAGGCGUGAAGGUAAACUAGUUUGAACUUCUGUUCCUAAAGCAAAAGCAAAAAAGAUCGGGGCCAUACCUGACGGUGUUCCAAUUUGAAUUAUGGAAUUGGUUUUGCACGGGCCCCAAUUAUACAUGUUUUAGCAUUUACUUAAUUAUAUACUAGUUGUGUACCCGCGCAAUGUGGCGGGAGCCUUG
Molecule: messenger RNA, 2452 nt
Organism: Cynara cardunculus var. scolymus (artichoke)
Lineage: Eukaryota; Viridiplantae; Streptophyta; Magnoliopsida; Asterales; Asteraceae
Product: probable potassium transporter 17
Exons: 8
Coding region: 94-2274 (726 amino acids)
Biological process (GO): potassium ion transmembrane transport
Cellular component (GO): membrane
Molecular function (GO): potassium ion transmembrane transporter activity
Source: RefSeq, a predicted model, not a curated record